AUGUCGGGACAGAAGCGUCCUGCUGACCCAAGCGGCCCCUCGUCCUCCGGCGCCCCCCCAGAGAAGCGCAGGGAGAGGGAAGGAGAGGACGGAGCUCCCGGUGUCAGCGCAGCUGCCGGAGGUAGCACUGCGGUGGAGACGGUCAUCAAACUGGGAGGAGUGUCCAACUCCGAAGAACAAGACAUCAAAGCUCUCCAGGCUAAAAACCGAAAGUUGGGAGAAUCUCUUGAUCAAAGACAGGUGAUUGAGGAUGAAUUGCGAGAGCGAAUUGAGAGACUGGAGACCCGCCAGGCCACUGAUGAUGCCAGUCUGCUGAUCCUCAACAGAUACUGGAACCAGUUUGAUGAAAACGUUCAACUGACCAUCAGGCGUUAUGACCAAGCAAGCAGCGAACCUGAGAAAUCUCUGGCAGGUGAGGGGCGGAGCCUGAAGCCCGAAACUCCAGAACCUGAUGGCGACUCUAACCAGGAGCGGGCCAAGGACAGAAACCACCAGGGAGAGACAACCAACUCUUUCCUGGCAACGCUGGCGAGCAGCAGCAGUGAGGAGAUGGAGGCUGAGCUUCAGGAGAGAGUGGAGUCCAGCCAGAAGCAGGCCCGGCACGUGGUGGAGAUCUACGAAUGUCUGAAGAGCACCGUGGACCAACUGAAGGCAGAGCUGGACUCUGGUGCUGAGGGAAGUCUAUGGCAGGCAGCUUCCAAACUGAAUUCUCUCCUGUCCACCGAAAACAAGCGGCUGCUACAGCUGACUGAGGACCUGAAGCAGAAGCACAGUCACAUGACGAGCGAGUCCCGGCCUCUGGGUCGCGCUGCUAACAAAGCAGACCAGCGAGUCAGCGAGCUGCAGGUUCUGAUCGAGGAGCUCCAGUGGGACAUGGAGAAGAUCCGCCGCAGAGAGAACAGACUGAAUGCACACCUGAUCGAGAUACUGGAGAGGGUGAACAGCAAAGGUUAUAAGGUGUGUGGGGAGGCCAGCAGCGUCUGUGGGACCAUCACUAUCAACAAGAGAAAGUUUGAAGAAAUGAACAGUGAUAUGGAGGAAAACACGGAGCUGGCAGACAACCGCUUCGUUGAGCUGCAGAAGCUCCAGCAGGACCUUCAGAGUGUGCACCAGGAGAACAACAACAUGAAGGCGGAGCUGCUGAGUCGAGCAGCAUGCUUGGUAAAAGAGACUGCUGAGUAUCGCUGCCUGCAGUCCCAAUUUUCUGUGCUCUACAACGAGUCUCUGAUUCUCAAGGCUCAGUUAGAUGAGACGCGCGCUCGUCUCAACACUACUAGGACAUCAAGGCUUCGACAGCUGGAGCACAUGGAGAAUGAUGAGGUGGCUCUGCAGAGGAAGGUUCGUACAGAAGUCUUUCAGCUGGAGGACACACUGGCUCAGGUCAGGAAGGAGUACGAGAUGUUGCGCAUCGAAUUUGAACAGACUCUUGCUGCCAACGAGCAAGCAGGCCCUAUCAACAGGGAGAUGCGUCACCUGAUCAGCACGCUACAAACCCACAAUCAGCAGAUGAAGGGAGAAGUGGUGAAAUUCAAGAUCAGACUGAGAGAGUCACAAACUGAGCUCAACCAGGUCCGCGCCUCAAAGGGAAACGCCAUCCUCCAGUCCCAGUCGAGCACAGAGAUGGACGUGAAGGAUGAAACAACCUCUCCUUCUACACCAGCCCUCUCUGGAGAACCUGUGGUCAAGACAGAGACCGACAACGGCUCCUCCACACCCAGCAGCACUGGAGCCUCUGUGAAAACGGAGCCCGGAGUUGAACCUGAAGCAACAGUAAAAGAGGAGGAGAAAGAGAAGGAGGAAAAGAAAGAAAAGGACAUUGUAAAGAAAGAGGAGAAAGAGCGGGAGAAGGAAAAGGAGAGAGAGAGGCCGACUCGCGGCGGUGGGAGCAGCAGUGUGAUGAAGGAAGAGAAGGACAAACCAGGGAGCAGCAGCCAGCCUGAGGAGUCAGCCGGGGAGCGCCUGUCUGUGGUCGGAGGCUCGAAGAGGAAGGAGAUGGAGCAGCUGAAGAUCGUCCGAGCUGAACUCAAGAAAGCGCAGGAGUCCCAGAGGGAGAUGAAGUUGCUGCUGGACAUGUACCGCUCAGCACCAAAGGAGCAGAGAGACAAAGUCCAGCUCAUGGCUGCAGAGAAGAAGUCCAAGUCUGAGGGAGAGGAGCUGCGGCAGAGGCUGAGGGAGCUGGAGGAGAGGGAGAGGAGGGAGGGCAAGAAAAUGGCAGACGAAGAGGCUCUGAGGAAGAUCCGCUCUGUGGAGGAGCAGAUUGAUAUCCUCAACAAGAAGCUCUCUAUAGCAAAACAGGAGGAGGACGCGCUGCUGAGCGAGAUGGACGUGACGGGCCAGGCUUUCGAGGACAUGCAGGAACAAAACAUUCGCCUGAUGCAGCAGCUCAGAGAAAAAGACGACGCCAACUUCAAGCUGAUGAGCGAGCGGAUCAAGUCCAACCAGAUCCACAAGCUGCUAAAAGAGGAGAAGGAGGAGCUGGCCGACCAACUGCUCACUUUAAAAACUCAGGUUGAUGCCCAGCUGCAGGUGGUGAGGAAGCUCGAGGAAAAGGAACGUCUUCUGCAGGGCACCAUCAGCACUGCUGAGAGAGAGCUGGCACUUCGCACACAAGCUUUGGACAUGAAUAAACGCAAGGCCCAGGAGUCUGCGUUGCUGUCGGAGGAGAUGCGAACUCAGCUGGAGCAGGUUCAGCAGAGACUCAACCUGGUCAGAGAGGAAGUCAUAGAGAACAGCAUCUCCAGGGAGAAGGAGUCCUUUAACGCUCGACGAGCACAGGAGGACAUCUCCAAACUAAGGGGAAAGAUCGAGAAGGCCAAGAAACCAGCUGAGAAAAUCAGCAAUGGAGACGAUAUCCUGAAUGAAGAAAUCAAUGAUUAUAAGGCACGCUUAACGUGUCCGUGCUGCAACUCUCGGGUGAAGGAUGCGGUACUGACAAAGUGCUUCCACGUCUUCUGCUUCGAGUGCGUUAAGACGCGCUACGACACACGCCAGAGGAAGUGCCCCAAGUGCAACGCCGCCUUCGGAGCAAACGACUUCCACCGCAUAUACAUCGGCUGAAGCCGCGUUUCCCUCUCCGUGG
Anarrhichthys ocellatus (wolf-eel) is the source of this 3079-nucleotide messenger RNA. It is a transcript of the gene rnf20, whose product is annotated as ring finger protein 20, E3 ubiquitin protein ligase. NCBI's taxonomy places the organism in Eukaryota, Metazoa, Chordata, Actinopteri, Perciformes, Anarhichadidae. Gene Ontology annotation, cellular component: nucleus; HULC complex. Gene Ontology annotation, molecular function: metal ion binding; ubiquitin protein ligase activity. The record is from RefSeq and is a predicted model, not a curated record.